Jaculus jaculus (lesser Egyptian jerboa) is the source of this 1800-nucleotide messenger RNA. It is a transcript of the gene Krt84, whose product is annotated as keratin 84. The transcript has 9 exons. Gene Ontology annotation, cellular component: keratin filament. Gene Ontology annotation, biological process: keratinization; intermediate filament organization. Lineage: Eukaryota; Metazoa; Chordata; Mammalia; Rodentia; Dipodidae. The coding region runs from base 1 to 1800 and encodes 599 amino acids. Gene Ontology annotation, molecular function: structural constituent of skin epidermis. The record is from RefSeq and is a predicted model, not a curated record.
AUGUCUUGCCGCUCCUAUCGAGUCAGCUCUGGUCACCGGAUGGCCAACUUCAGCUCUUGCUCAGCAAUGGCUCCUCGGAACCUGAACCGCUUCCGGACCAGCUCUGUCUCCUGCAGGAGUGGCUCUGGCUUCCGGGGCUUGGGCGGCUGUGGUAGUCGGAGCGUCAUCAGCUUUGGAUCAUGCUCACCUCGGAUAGCAGCCAGAGGCCCUCGACCCAUCAGCUGUGGAGCCGGCUUUGGAGCUAGCAGUGGGAUGGCCUUGGGCUUUGGUGACGGGAGUGGAGUUGGUCUGGGCUUCCGAGCUGGCGGUGGUGUUGGUCUGGGAUUUGGAGCUGGCAGUGGUCUUGGCUAUGGCUUUGGUGGCCCUGGCUUUGGCUAUAGAAUUGGAGGAACAGGAGGCCCGGCAGCCCCCUCUAUCACAGCAGUGACUGUGAACCAGAGCCUGUUGACUCCCCUCAACCUGGAGAUUGAUCCCAAUGCCCAGAGGGUGAAGAAGGAUGAGAAGGAGCAGAUCAAGACCCUCAAUAACAAAUUUGCCUCCUUCAUCGACAAGGUGCGGUUCCUGGAGCAACAGAAUAAGCUCCUGGAGACCAAGUGGAGCUUCCUCCAAGAGCAGAAAUGUGCCCGGAGCAACCUGGAGCCUCUCUUUGAGAGCUACAUCACUAGCCUGAGGAGGCAACUGGAUAUGCUAGUUAGUGACCAGACCCGGCUGCAAGCUGAGAGGAACCACAUGCAGGACGUCCUCGAGGGCUUCAAGAAGAAGUACGAAGAAGAGGUGGCCUGCCGAGCCAGUGCUGAGAAUGAGUUUGUGGCACUGAAGAAGGAUGUGGAUACGGCUUUCUUGAAUAAAUCCGAUCUAGAGGCCAACGUGGAUGCCCUAACUCAGGAAAUUGAGUUCCUGAAGGCCCUGUACCUGGAGGAAAUCCGGUUGCUGCAGUCGCAUAUCUCAGAGACAUCAGUCAUCGUGAAGAUGGACAACAGCCGGGACCUGAACCUGGAUGGGAUCAUCGCUGAGGUCAAGGCCCAGUAUGAAGAGGUGGCUAGGCGCAGUCGUGCUGAUGCUGAGGCCUGGUACCAGACCAAGUAUGAGGAGAUGCGGGUGACAGCGGGCCAGCAUUGUGACAACCUACGCAACACGCGGGAUGAGAUCAAUGAGCUAACCAGGGUGAUCCAGAGGCUAAAGGCAGAGAUCGAGCAUGCCAAGGCUCAGCGCACCAAGCUGGAGGCCGCCGUGGCUGAGGCAGAGCAGCAGGGUGAAGCAGCCCUCAAUGAUGCCAAAUGCAAGCUGGCAGAUCUGGAAGGUGCCCUGCAGCAAGCCAAGCAGGACAUGGCACGGCAGCUGAGAGAGUACCAAGAGCUUAUGAAUGCCAAGCUGGGCCUGGACAUCGAAAUCGCCACCUACAGGCAGCUGCUGGAGGGCGAGGAGCACCGGAUCUGUGAAGGUGUUGGACCAGUAAACAUAUCUGUGAGCAGCUCCCGUGGCGGCAUGCUGUGUGGGCCUGAGUCCCUGGCCAGCGGCUCGGCCCUCUCUCGCAAUGCUGGGGUCACCUUCUCCAGCAGCAGCAGUAGCAUCCGCACCACGGGAGGGACCCUGACUUCCUGCGGCUCGAGAGCUGGUGGGGAUGUGCUGAGUGGGGGUACCAGAGGCGGCUCGGUGCUCAUGGGUGAUGCCUGUGCCCCGGGUGUCCCCUGCCCACUGCCUACCGAGGGUGGCUUCAGUAGCUGCAGCGGUGGCCGGAGCAGCCGCAGCUCUAGCGUCCGCUUCUCGUCCAGUACCACCUCCCACAGGACCAGGUACUGA